Molecule: messenger RNA, 1739 nt
Organism: Ectocarpus siliculosus
Lineage: Eukaryota; Phaeophyceae; Ectocarpales; Ectocarpaceae
Source: the annotation of a GenBank genome assembly
AUGCUGUCGUUCAUCGAACAUCGCUUCGCACGAUUCGUAUUCCUUCGCGAACGUUCAUUGUCGCGUCAACGGGCGUUGUUCGGAUGCAUGCAUGCCUGCUCGGAUGCCAAGAACUUCAUUCCACCCAACGCGUCACCUACUGUGGAUGAGAGAGAAACACCACCGGCAGCAUGCAUAUAUGAGAGAACGGCUGAGAUAGGAAAGGGCGAGCCUGCAGCACCACACUCAUACCAGCAGAUAGAGCUACGCAGGAUACUGAUCACCAUGCCGAGCAAAGGGACGGCAAGUAGCUGGUUCAUUCGUGGCCUCCUCGUGGCAUUUUCCUGCCUCAUCGCAAGCUGCCUUUUCCUGUGGACAUCAUCGCCACCGACUGGUGGCACGUGGGAGGCCGCCAACGGAAAGAGCCCGUAUCAGGCCCACCAUCACCACCACCCCAGCGAGGAAGCCUAUCAUCAACCUCCGUCGUGGUCGACCUCCGGCGCUGCCGCUGCUUGUCCCGGUGCUGUCGAGGCUCCCGUAUCCGGGGACAACAUCGGCUGCCAGGGGGACAUCCAAGACGAAACUUCUUUGCAGCUGUUCGCCUGGAUGGCGACGUGCCUAUUGGCGUAUUUUCUGGGGCGAUGCGCGAAGCUCGGGUGGAUCAUGUUCGUGCUGAUGGUGCGGGCAAUGUGGGAGGCGAAGAGGAGGGAACGCCCCGAUCCACCCGCACCGGCGCUGGGCGACAAUGAUGUGGAGGGGGCCCCGGCAAAUCUCGUCGAGCCGGUACCGGGUGCUCUUGUGUUGGCAGCCAAUGACGUGGAGGAGCCCCCGGCAAAUCUCGCGGCGUCGGCGGUCUUCGGUUCCGCCCUUCCUCUCAGCCUGAGGCCUCCUGCUCCGUUGCCGGGCAGGAGCAUCAGUGCCCCAGAGCGGCUGAUCUCCACUCCCGGUUGUUGUCACCGCCGAGAAUGACACCAUCUCCGGAGAUGUCAGCCUCGCCGCCCUCGCCUCGGCAGCGCCCUCGUUCUCGGCUGCUUCGAGGGGAAGGGCCAGUGCCGUCGGGCACCAUCUCUCCUUCGAAGAAGAGUUCUGCGCCACGUUGUGAAGAAAUUGACGCAAAAGACCCUUCUGUGAGACCGCGGGCUGGAGCAAACGGCGCCACAAUUGCUGUGAACGCUGAUGAUUUGAAGUGAAGACGAAAGAAAAAAAACGAAAAAAAUAUGAAAACUGGACGCCAACUGAAGACACUAACCCUUUCUAGGUUUUGGUCAGCUCAAAUUCCGAGGUAGAAGUAUUUGUUGUUUUUGUUCGUGGCAUAAGCGCUGUGUUGACAAGCAUGGUCGAGGUCCGCCUUGAGUAUUUCGUCUUUGGGUAAAGAAGGAAGGAGGGGUGGGAUGUAAGUCGGGAAAAGACGGAACGUGGGGUGCUGGUUGCCGCUGGUCGCGGAGGGGGUAGGAGCUGAUCGAGCCGUCUGUGUGUCGGGUAUCAUGUCAGAUGUUCGGUCGCGUAAUGUUUCGGCUGCUACUCUUUCGCGGCAGCAAGCCGCAGAACUUUUCGCCACGAAGGUUGAGCUGCAUGUGUGUGAUUUGGGAAGCCGAUGUGAACUAGUUCAUCAGUUGGUAUGUGAUUUCAGAGAAGCGCAGUAUGCUACGCCUUGUCAGCGAGAGAGACGAGCGGAAAUGGCAGUGGUUGAUCUCCUUUGUGAAAGCAACAGAACAAUACCGCAACGUAGAACGCGCAGAUCCCCCCCUCCCCACCCCCCC